Messenger RNA from Trichoderma reesei QM6a, 330 nucleotides. RefSeq lists its product as uncharacterized. The annotation marks the transcript as partial. The transcript has a single exon. NCBI's taxonomy places the organism in Eukaryota, Fungi, Ascomycota, Sordariomycetes, Hypocreales, Hypocreaceae. The record is from RefSeq and is a predicted model, not a curated record.
ACGGCCAAAUACGAGGCCCGGCGGGAUGCCCUCAUGGAGCUGUACAUCAACGCCUCCAACUUCAUCGUCCACGAGAGCGAGCUCAAGGCCGAGAUUGACGAAAUCUUCAGCGAAGACUACUUUAGGAAACAGAGCCAGGCCUUCCAGCUGUACGGCACGACGGAGAACGCCUGGGGCGUCUACGGCAGGCCUCCUUCUAUUGCGGAUAUGCUGGAGACCACCACUGGAAAGUCGACCAAGCUCAUGGACUACUACGAGUCAGAGUAUGAUCACUCUGUUAAGCGGCAAAAGAGGAUCGCGGAGGAGUUUACGGGAGGCAAAAUGGAGUAA